UCCGGUCGCCGCUCCGAAAGCAUCAGAAGCAUUGCGCGGAGUGCAAAUUCCGCUAGAACGAAUUGCGUGCGGCGAAACCGAUCCGCGGAAGUUGGGCCGCCACUUCCCGCGUUUGAUUGAGUCAAACGUCAAACGGUGCCGCCGCCGGAACUUGAUCUCCGCCCGCCUCCGACGAAAUAGCAAUAAAUCGAAAAUUCGAUCGCAAACACUGGUCGACACUUCAUCGGUGGAUUUCCAGUCACAGGCCCAGGAAAAGGACGACAAGGCAAGUGACGGAAGCGUAAAGACAAGUAAAACUAUCAACCCGUAGCAUUUCCGUGGCCGAUAUUAGUUUCAGCACCAGGUAAAAGUUGCAUAAGCAGUGCGAAGCGACCCCGGGAAAGCGCUCGAAGUGCUCGAAGCUGGAAAAGUAACGCAAAAUAGAUAAAGCAAAGAAAACGAAACAAACGAAGCGAAUGGUGGUAGAAGAAAAUUCCUUCACUAAAGCGUGCCUUGAGUGUUGAAAAGCAAGCAAGCAAAAAAGCGCCGGCUUCCGGUGAAGCCGCCGUCGCGAAGAAAAAGUAGAGAGAAAAGUGUCGUCAACCGGCAUCCGGGUCCGGGGAAAAUUAGAAAAGGAAGCAGAAGCGCAAAUCAAGGUGAAGAUAAAUUGAUUCCGUUCAGUGUGUGCGCCAUCUCUCUCCCUCGCAGCUUCGGUGUCGGUGGAUGUGCCCAGGGUGUCGUGUGUGCGGGUCUGGGAGGAGAUAAAACGCGAAAAAAGAGAAAGAGCGAGAGAGAGUGAGAAAGUAUAAAUUGGAAGAAGUGAUAGUGAGAAAAGGGUGUCCAAGGCCCCCAGAAAGUGAUUGUAAGAAGGGGCGCCCAAAGGGUUCUGCGGAAUCCGGAAGCAAGCAGGUCCCCGGAGUGAGCUGAGCUGAGCGUCCUUCCGGGCACUUUGUCUGCCACCUGCCCCAACCGUCUUCGACUUUCCGGUGCAAUGGCGUCCCGGAGUCGGAAAAUCUGGUGUCUGCCACUACUGCUGCUUCUCCAACACGCCGGCUGCACCGCAGCGGAGGACGUCGUAACAGAUCUGGACAGGUUGUGCGAGGCGGUGCAAUGUCCUUCCGAUUGCCCCGCGGACAGUUACAUGCCCUCGAAGGCGGAAUACUUUGCCGGCGAGGGCAACGGGCUGUACGCGCGGGGCGAUGAGGCAGCUACGGAGGCGCCGCCAACCGCCGAUCGUCGCGAGCGCCGCUCGAUCGCCAUGAACAACCAUCCGCACGAGUCGAUCAAGAUCAUCCCGAGUGCCCCGCACGUGUUCCUGCACCAGAACCAGCUGCAGGCCGCCCGGGCCCAGAGGCACCACCUGUGGAAGCGUGCGGUGCCGUACGCGACCGACGCCACCGACGAGCUGCUGGACGGUGGGGCCGCACCCGGAUCCGGCGUCGACUUGCACGAGCUCUGCUGCCCGAAGUGCGUGUGCCGGGUGUGCCGGGACGCGAGCUGUCCGCCCAACUACUUCCCCAAUGUCGACGGGGACGGCACGACGGGCCAGCCCGGUAGCUGCUGCCCGCACGUCCUCUGCCAGCAGAUGAAGGUCUGCCGCUCGGCAAACUUCCCGGACCGGGUGUUCGUCGACGGCGAGACCUGGAACGAGACCCCGUGCACGCCGUGCCGGUGCGUGAACGGUGAGCCACGCUGCGAGGUCUCGUCCUGCCGCCCGCUAAACUGCAAGCCCCAGCGCCACGUCCCCGGCAAGUGCUGCCCGGUGUGCGACGAAGAGCGCUCCAUGUUCUGCCCGGGCGACGUGAACUGCGGGCUGAACUGCCGCUUCGGCUACCAGCGCAAGGGUGCGUGCUAUGUGUGUGUGUGCACUCGCCAACCCACCACCAACACCACCACCACCAACGACACCACCACCACCAACGACACCACCAGCAGCAGCACGGAGCCGGCGGGCUCCACAGAACCGACGCACGUCCCCACAACCUCGGACGAGCCAGUGGUGGUCGAGCCGGAACUGGAGACUAGCAACCGCUACGCACCGGAACCGGAACCGACCCCGGUGGAAUCCGCGGCCCGGCCGCUCUCGUUUUACCUGACAACACUGUAUCUGUUCAUUAUUUCGCUGAUCGGCGGCCUAGCGUUCGCCGUGGGCAUCAUCUACCUGUUGAAGCUGGCCCAGAGCCGGCACCGCGGCAAGUACAGCACCGUGCCGGUGUCGUCAAGUACGGCACCGACGACUCCGAUACCGUCGGUGCUGCUGAUCGCCUCCACCCCCACGAUGACAGCCAACAGUUGCGCCUAGACUGGUCUGUGGUCCUGCGACGCUGCCCUUUUUCGCUUCACCGCUUCACCAUCCGCCGCCUAUCAUAUGGUCUCAUCAAUCUGCCACCAAUCUGCCGCCGAUGCCGAGGGCAGUCCUACCUGGCAGGCUGUCGGCUACGGCGACUACGCACGAUUGUCCUUCCCACACGCCCAACCAGCCGACGCAUCCCUUUGUUUUGUCGCUUUCAUUUGUCAUUCACCAUUUUCCACGCCGUAUAUAAAAUACAAAAAAAUUGUGAUAAAAAUGUUAAGAGAAGAGGCCCCGACAGAAUGAGAGGAAGAAGAAGGAGAAAUGGACAAUUAAAACACGAGAGAGAGAGCCAGAGGUCGGAGCCAAUAAAACGAGAGGGGGCAGGGCAUCGAUUGGCGGUGGCCCGUGUAAGGAAAAAACACAUAUUCCUAUAUAUUAAUUCGUGUUUUUUCGCUAUUAUAUUUAUUUACUUAUUGGUUUAAGGAUACGACGAUGGAUAGAGUGAGAGAGCAAGAGAGAGAGAGAGAAAGAGAGAGUGCGAUAGAGUGUGCGCCUUCGCAUAUGUUUGUUGAAUAAAAGAGGGAGAAUAAGAAAUAUUCAAUUUUACGUUCAAAACCCGAGCCCCAAUUCCGAAUUCGCGAACCGUGCGGAACCGAGCACUCAACAGAAACCGGUCAACUUGUGGUUGCGUUUACGUGCACGAUUUGGGUGUCGAGAAAAUUAACACUGUCAGUGAGGUGAGCCCCCCGGGGACAGACGGUCAAGCGCCAAGGCAGUAUUCGAAGCGUAAGUAAAAUCACCCUUCCGUUUAUUGUACCGUUGCACGUUUUACUCGCGUUUUCCUGUGCGCUUCGCUUUAUCUUUGGCCAAGUCACGUGGAGCGGCUAGAACACCACUUCCGAAACGCAGGCAAAACGGGUUUGUAAAUGAAAACAAAAUAAAAUACCAAAAGGCUUCCAUUCGGGCCCCGGGCAAAAAAACAAGAUGCAAACACACACACGGGGCAAACAAAGCAACGCAAAAGACGAAAACGGAAGUGAAACAGCUCACAAGCGCACGCAAGGGUUACAAUGAUAAAAGAAAGCUGCCCAAGGGCAAACAUUUAAAGGAAAACCGAAAACAUCCUUGCAUAACGGAGCCGGUCAUUGUAAAAACGCUGUUGCUAAACUAUUUAACCACCCCCCGGGGACACGGGGUCCUGAAACCUAUACCUCCUGCAUAUCGCUAUCGCAGGCUCACAGACUCACGGACCACUCAUGCGACGCAGACGUGAUAAACGAUCCUCCACCAAAUAUUGAACGCCCGGAACUGCGGAAAAUAGUUAAUCGAAACACCUUUUACUUCCUCGAUGUCUCGCUUCAGCUUCAGCCUCGGACGGUGGACGGACGCGCGUCCCUAUAAACGGUCUAAGCACCGCUAUUCUGUCACCUCAUCGCACACACACAUACGCUACUAGGUCACCGAUGAGCGUGACGGCAAACUCGAAACCAUGCAAUAUGUAAGAGGGACACGCCACAUGGCUCGCCCCCAAAAAGGGAACGCAAAACCUGUUGAAACUUGUAAACGCCACUGUAAAAAGCUAAAGCCCGAAGCUCGGCGAGGGGGCAAAAGCAGAACUGUAGCAAACCGGGGAGAUAGCCCCCGGAAAAACAGGCAACAUUUAAACGUAGCUAAACACGGAAUAAGAAGCUUCGCGAGUGGCCCCAGUAUAUGAGUUUACCCCCCUUUGGGUUUUCACACGAAGGAACCAUCCGCCUAGAGCUCCUCGGUCGGCCGAACGUAUCGUGCGUGUCAGGAUGGCGCGAAUUCGCGCAAAUUGAACCAACACCGACGUGUACAUUAAAGAAGCAAAUCUAGAUAUAAAUGCAUAUAAGUGUGUGCCGCGUCCGGGUGGCUCCAAAUGUUUGUCCCCGCCGGAAAUUGUGUCUGUGUGUACCUAUUUGUGUGAAUUGUUCGAUGUCGCCACCACAUGCCGGAGAGAAAGAGAGAGAGAGAGGAGAGAGAGAACGCACAACCGAACCGCGAAUGCUGCAUCCGAUCGUAAAAGGUUCAGGUUUAGGGCGCUAGAAUGUAGAACUCGAACGAAGACGAUAGAAGUGGACGGACACACACACAAUUAAAACAAAACCAAAACAAUGAAGGUGCAGAAAGGCAAACCCCUAAACAGCAAAACAAUAGCGAAAAGCAAAAGUUGGAAGCCUCCAGCAAUCGGCGGAGCGUAUUGAGCGAGAGUUGGUGGGGAGUUUACAUGUGAAUAGUUAUGCAUUGUACGAAAUCGAUCAUUUGUAUAAAGAAAUAAAAUAUA
This is a messenger RNA of Anopheles cruzii, 4577 nucleotides long. RefSeq lists its product as uncharacterized. Gene Ontology annotation, molecular function: protein binding. The record is from RefSeq and is a predicted model, not a curated record. The transcript has 2 exons. The coding region runs from base 971 to 2281 and encodes 436 amino acids. NCBI's taxonomy places the organism in Eukaryota, Metazoa, Arthropoda, Insecta, Diptera, Culicidae.